Verticillium nonalfalfae is the source of this 6658-nucleotide messenger RNA. It is a transcript of the gene PAN1, whose product is annotated as actin organization and endocytosis protein. The transcript is spliced from 13 exons. The record is from RefSeq and is a predicted model, not a curated record. The annotation marks the transcript as partial. Gene Ontology annotation, molecular function: beta-glucosidase activity; protein binding; calcium ion binding. NCBI's taxonomy places the organism in Eukaryota, Fungi, Ascomycota, Sordariomycetes, Glomerellales, Plectosphaerellaceae. Gene Ontology annotation, cellular component: cell surface; extracellular region. Gene Ontology annotation, biological process: glucan catabolic process.
AUGGUUCGACUAUCAAGCCUCGCCGCGGCCGUCUCGUGGCUGCAACUCAGCUCAGCCUGGUUGCCAAGUGAAAGGCCAGAGGGCACUCUAAACAAGAAGUGGUUACCCGGAUCAGGGAAAAUCAGGGGCGUCAAUCUUGGCAGCCUGUUCGUCUUUGAGCCAUGGAUUGCCAACAGUGCUUGGACUGGACUAGGCUGUGAAGAUUCGCCGGAUAGGGGGUCCGAGUUCGACUGUGUGUCGAAGCUUGGCCAGGAGCAAGCGGAUGCCGCUUUCCAAGGUCACUGGGGAUCGUUCAUCACUGAGUCGGAUCUCGACGAAAUGAAGAGAUAUGGCAUCAACACCAUUCGCAUCCCUCUCGGCUACUGGCUCGACCGGUCACUGGUCGACAGCUCGGAGAACUUCCCCCAGGGCGCUGAGGAGUAUCUGGUCAGAAUAUGCGGCUGGGCUACUGCGCGCGGCCUAUACAUCAUCUUGGAUCACCACGGCGCACCCGGAGCACAGGUGGCCAAGAAUGCCUUCACUGGGCAGCUUGCUCCAAGCCCAGGCUUUUACAACGAGUACAACUACGGUCGAGGUGUCAAGUUCCUCCAGUAUCUCACCAAGUUGGCGCACGAGAGGCCAGAGAUGGAGAACGUUGGUAUGAUUGAGGUCCUCAACGAGCCCGUCCAUUGGGAUCAGUCCGUAGAGUCCCUCCGAAGCACUUUCUAUCGAGAUGCGUACAAUGCCAUCCGCCAGGUUGAGAGAGACCUUAACGUCAGCCCCGACGACCAGUUCCACAUUCAAAUGAUGGGCUCCGGCUGGGGGGCCGGUAACCCGGUUGAGUUCCUCAGCGACACGCAGCUCACGGCGUUUGACGAUCAUCGUUAUCUGAAGUGGGCCAACCGUGACGAGGUUCCCCUCUCGCACGAGAGUUUCAUCUCCACGUCUUGCAGUGACAAUCUCAGCCGCGACAGCGCAGGUCCCACCAUCAUCGGCGAGUGGAGCCUCAGCGUCCCAGACGACGUCCAGUGGAGCGACGGGUGGCAUCCCGAGUCGCAGAAGGACUUCUACCGCAAGUGGUUUGCGGCGCAGAUUCACUCGUACGAGACACGAGCUGAGGGCUGGGUCUUCUGGACGUGGAAGACGCAACUAGGUGAUUAUCGCUGGGGAUACAAGGACGCUGUGGCAGCUGGUGUCAUUCCGGAGAAUAUUGACGAGGCCCUGAACUCGGGCUCGGAUGAUAUGAAGUUCUGUACAUAUCAUUUCACACGACUCGAGCGCACAGCCCUAGGCACGCCGACCACCAUGGCCUCUUCCAAGAAUAAUUCAUCUUCAGUAACAGCGUCCUACGCGACACUGUCUUUCCACAAGAAUGAUCACGUCUGCUUCACCAAUUUUGCCGAACCUCUCGCCCGCGGAGCGGAAGCUAUUCUAGCGGCCUCCUGGCCGCCCGGCAUCAAAAAGGAAACCAGCUCCGCAGGCCUCCUGACAUAUCAGGUCAAAGGCCGCCCCUGGGACCCCAGCGACGACGCGUCCGCCAUCGCGGCGUGCCGCCUCGUCCGGGACCUCCUCGCCUACCUCCAUCGGCACGGCUGGACGCUCGUCACGGGGCUCGGGCACAGCGUGCGCAUGUGGACGAAAGACUCGCUCGUGUUCCGCCGCGGCGCCGCGUCCACCUCGGCGCGCCAGCGCUUCUGGCUCGCCGUGUCGUUUGCCAAGUCGGACAAGCUGCGGCUGGACUGCGCCGAGCGGACGGUGCAGGAGAGGACGGUGGACGCCGUCCGGGAGGUGAUGACGCGGAUGGGCUAUGUCGCCGGCGGGACGUGGAACUGCGACGCGUACGAGUUUCGGCUGAAGGACAAACCGUGGAAUGCCAACAUGGAUGGGGGGCUGAGGCCGAGGAUGCUGGUGCUCGGGGUGCUCGAGGCGCUGGAGGGGGUGGGCUGGCAGUCCUACGGCGCGGUCGCGCAGCGGACGAAGGUGGAAAACACGCAGAAGGCGGAUAUCUGGUACUUUAGCAAGGAGGUCGGCGUUCCAGCCCGUGAGGCUGCCUGGGGUUCGAGGAAUCCCUAUGCCAGAGUUUACAAAGUCAUGCUGCAUCCGCCAGAUGCCGACGUCUUUCCACUCACCGAGGCUGCCGAAGUCUCUCUCCAGCUGGUCAACUCUCGAGGGCCUCGUCAUCACACAGCUCCUCCCAGCCUGGCAGUACCGACUGCUUCCCCCGCAGAGCGCCUUUGCCAUUCAUCAACGGCCUCACCGGAUCGCCGAAUUCCCCCUCUACAUCGGCGCAACAGCGCCUCCUCCCAUCAGACUCGACGUCGUCGCUCGUCACCUUCCCCCGUGUCUCAGGAGGUCGACCCCCCCCCCUUUGCACGCGCCAUGUAUUCCAACUCAAACUCGUUUCUCGGCGGCGGCGGCAGCCAGCGCCCCGGCGCGCAGCAAUAUGGAGGCUCGUUCAACAGCUUGGGAAGCCAGCAAGGACAGCAGGGCAACCCGAGCCCCUUCGCUCCGCAGCCGACGGGCUUCGGCCAGGCUCCUCUGCAGCAGCAAUACACCGGUUUCCCGGGCGGUCUGCAACAGCAACAGCAACCUCAGUCUCAGCAGCUGCAGCCCCAGUACACUGGUUUCCAGCCUCAGCAGCAGCAGAGCUUCCAGACCGGCGUGCCGCCCAUGCCCUCGAUGCCGUCCCAGUUCCAGCAGCAGUUCCAGCAGCAGCAGCAGCAACAGCAGCAACAGCAGCAACCGCAACAACCGCAACAGCAACCCCAGCAGACUGGAUUCUCCCUGACCCCGCAGCAGACCUCGGCGCCCGCUCAAGCCAUGAAGCCGCAACCCACGGGCUUCAGUCAGAUGGCCGCUUCGUUCCAGACGGGCGGUGGCUCCAAGCCUCAAGCGCCUGCGCAGCCCAAGAAGAAGGCCAACAAGGUGCCAAACGUUCGACUGUCCUUCAUCACUGCCCAGGACCAGGCCAAGUUCGAGACGCUGUUCACGUCCGCUGUCGGUGACGACUCGACCACCAUGUCAGGUGACAAAGCUCGUGAUCUGUUGAUGCGCUCCCGUCUGGACGGAGACUCGCUGUCGCACAUCUGGACCCUCUCCGACACCACUCGAUCGGGACAACUUCACUUUCCAGAGUUCGCGCUUGCCAUGUACCUCUGCAACCUCAAGUUGACAGGUCAAUCUUUGCCCUCGUCCUUGUCCGAGAACAUCAAGAAUGAGGUCUCGAGCAUGGUGGAUAUCAUCAACUUCAGCAUCAUUGAAGAGGCGUCUGGCAGCUCGACCGCUGCCGCCAAUGCCCCCGACUUCACUGGCAGGCAGAGCAACAACACGCCGCCGACCAUUCAUCAGCCCCAGCCUCAGCCGUCAAACUCACAGCUGCUCCAGGCCCAGAUGACUGGUUUCCCCGGCCAGCAGCAGCCCCAGCAAACCGGCUUUCUCGGACAGCAGCAGCCUCAGCAGAUGGGAUUCCUCGGCCAACAGGGCCUCCAGGCCCAGCAGACCGGCUUCCCCGGCAUGCAGAGCCAAGCCACCGGCUACAACGGCCCACGCCCUCCGAUGCCCCCUAUGCCCACUGGCUUCGGCGCGGGAGGCCCGGGUGGCAUGGCCCCAUUGAACGCGCAACCCACCGGCCGCCCCGGCCAGUGGGGCUUGGUGAACGCCCCGGCCACUGGCCUUCCCAACAUUGAUGCGCUGCAAGCUCAGAUGAUGCCGCAGCAGGGCCGCGAGCAGCAGAACUUCACCACUGCUGGCCUCCAGGGCAAUGCUGUCAUUCCCUGGGCCAUUACCAAGGAGGAGAAACAGCGUUACGAUUCCCUGUUCAAGGCCUGGGAUGGCCUCAGCAAGGGCUACAUUGCCGGUGCGCAAGCCAUUGAGAUCUUUGGCCAGAGUGGUCUUGAGAAGCCUGACCUGGAACGCGUCUGGACGCUCUCGGAUAACGGCAACAAGGGCCGUCUCGACCUCGACGAAUUUGCCGUUGCCAUGCAUCUGAUCUACCGCAAGCUGAAUGGCUACCCUCUGCCCAACUCGCUGCCGUCGGAGCUCGUCCCUCCUUCUACGAGGAACUUCAACGCAUCCAUCGGCACCAUCAAGAACAUGCUCAGCGAAGAGUCCAACUACCGCAACAAGUCUGGCGCCGCUCUUCUGCCCCAGAAGACGGGCGUCAGUUACAUGAAGAGCCACUCUCUGAAGGGUAACAAUUUUGGUGGCGCCGGACGCAAGGACGCCACCGUCUUCAAGAACAACGAUGACGACGUUGGCUACAAGUCUAGUGCGCGCCGCCGCCUCGGGAACAGCUCCCCUCGACCUGACUCGCCUUCAUCUGUUGCGUCGUCGAACGAUGAUCUCAAUUCCGAGCAGCUGAAGAAGAAGAUCAGGGAGAAGCAGGUCCUCCUUGACGCCAUGGACUUCAACGACGAGAAGAGCCUCGAGGAAGACGACAUGCUGGACAGGCGCGACCGACGCGAGGCCGAGGAGUUGUACCGUCGCAUCCGCCGCACCCAGGAUGACAUUGAUUCUCACCCUGAUGCGGCCCUCGCGACCGGCGAUUCCGACGCCGAGCGCCGCUCUCUCAAGCGCCAGCUCCAGAACCUCACAGACAAGAUUCCCCAGCUCGCCUCCCAGGUGCGCCAGACCGAGAAGGCCAUCCACGAUGCGCGCUUGGAGCUGUUCCGCCUCAGGGACGCCAAGGCCCACCCCAGCAGCGCCUCUACGAUUGUUGGCACCGGUCCCGGUGGUGUCGUGACCGAGUCUGACAGGCUCAAGGCCAGGGCAAAGGCCAUGAUGCAGCAACGCACUGCUGCCCUCACAGGCCGCAAGAUCGACACUGCCGUCGACGACACGGACGGACCCAAGCGCCUCGAGGAGGAGAGCAUCAAAGUACGGACAGAGAAAGAAAACAACGAGCGCAUGGUCAAAGACGUGGAAGACUCGGUGCGCGAGUUCUCUCGUGGCAUCGAGGACAGCCUGAAGGACGGUGCUACUAGCUCCACCAACGAGCACGAGAAGAGGCGCUGGGAGGACGCUCUAGGCGUUGAGGACGAGGUCAAAGACUUCAUCUUCGACCUGCAGCGCUCUAGCCGCUCGGCGCGACUUCGAUCUCAGGACAAGCGUAGCGCUCGUAACUCUCCUGGCCCGGAGACCCCGCGAGCCGAACCGCCCGCCGACCGCUAUAGCAGCCCUGCCCCUGCUUCGACUUCGCGCACAGCUACUCCUCCCGUCGCCGGUGGCUCGUACUCCUCUUACAAGACUCCGGAGGAGCGAGCUGCGUUCAUCAAGCAGCAGGCCGAAGCCCGCAUGGCUGAACGCCUCGCUGCCCUGGGUAUCAAGGCUCCUUCCAAAUCAGGAGAGUCGGCUCGUGCUGCAAAGCUUCGCCAGGCAGAGGAGGAAGAUGCCCGUCGGGAGGCUGAACGUCAGGCGCGCAUUGCGCAAGAGCAAGGCGGCGCUCCGGCCCCUGCCGAGGAGCCUCAACACGCCAGCGAGACAAAGAAGCCAGCGCCGCCCCCCACCCGUGGUACUGGCAGAAACGAGGCAGCCGAGCGGGAGGCCUCGCAGAAGGCGGAGCAGGAGGCGGCUGCGAAGAAGGCCGAGGAGGAGCGUCUGGCUGCGGAGCACGAGCAGCAGCAGCGUGAGACCCAGGAACUAGAGAACGAUGCGCAGGAACAGGAGGACGAGCUUUCUCGGGAGCGCAAAGCGGCUGAGGACCGUCUCAAGGCGCUCGAGGAGCAGGUCCGCCAGGGCAAGCUGAAGAAGGAGGAAGAGAAGCGCAGGAAGAAGGCCGCGCUGGCAGAGGCCAAAGAGAAGGAAUCUAAGCUCGCCGCCCGUCGGGCAGAGAUCGAAGCGGCCCGCCAGCGGGAGCUGGAGCUGCAGCGCCAGCUCGAGGCGAUGAACGAUGACGACGACUCGUCCUCUGAUGAUGAUGAUGGCCCCGAGCACCUCACGCCGCAGGCUUCCACGCCGACACAGGCCGGCAGCCAGAUCGGCAGCCAGGAGCUCGAGCGGAGGGCCUCACCGCCUCCUGCUGCGCCUGUGAUCUCGCCGCCAGCCAUCACCACCACCAGCCCUCCGGCUGAUGCUGAGAGCAAGAACCCUUACUUCCGUAUGGCUGCGGCACCCUCAGCACCCGCGGCACCCGCAGCCCCUGCACCUCCUGCACCUUCUGCACCUCCUGCUCCCGUUGGCGAUGCGUCUACCAACCCGUUCCACCGCAUGACGCAAGAGGCCAAGAUUGAGCGACCGCCUGCGGCGGCCCCCACAGGACCAUUCUCGCGCAAGCGUCAAGAAGAGGACGACUGGGGGUCCGACAAGGACGACGAGGACGACUCGGAUGACGAGGACAGGCCCGGUGGCAACAGUGCGGCCGCCCUGGCGUCGAUUCUCUUUGGCACCAUGGCGCCCCCUCGCCCCCUCUCGGCCGCAGACAACAAGGCCGGGUCGACGGUCGGCAGCCCGGCCAACGCUCGCUCGCCCACGUCGCCCCCCGCGGCGCCGCCCCUGCCUGGUGCGGGCGCACCCAGUGCCCCGCCGCCGCCCCCUCCGCCGAUCCCUGCGCCUGGCGGCCCCGUCUCGUCGCCGCCGCCGCCGCCGCCCCUACCCCCCUCUGCCGCGCCAGGAGGUCCUCCCCCGCCUCCUCCCAUGCCUCCCGGUGGCGCGCCGCCCCCGCCCCCGCCUCCCCCGCCUGGGG